UUUUUUUUCCUUUCAUUCUCCGUCUCCCCGCUCUCUGUCUCUCUCUCUCUGUCUCCCUUUGUCUCGGUCUCUCUCUCUCUCUCUCUCUCUGUGUGUGUCUCUCGCUCUUCCGAUGUCCUCGCUUGUUAGUAACAACAGCAGUGGGAGUACGUCCAACCUGCUUGUUGGCAGUGGCAGCUCGCACGCCCUCGCCCCGCCGAACACGACGGCAGCAGCUCAACAACAGCAGCAGCAAGGCCAAGGCCAAGGUCAAGGUCAGGGUCAGGGUCAGCCACCACCUCAGCUGCAAUCGCAGUCACAAUCACAGCAGCAGCAACAGCAGCAGCAGGAGCAGCUCUCCAUCUUUGCCGCUGCGCAGCGCGGUCUGCUCGAUCUCGUCAUUUCCUGGAUCCAGUCCGGCGCGCACACGCCCAAUUCUCGCGACAAUGAGGACGUCACGGUGCUGCAUUGGGCUGCCAUCAACAACCACUUGCCUGUGGUUCGGUAUCUCGUGGAGAACGGCGCCAUCGUGGACGCCAUUGGUGGCGAUCUCAAGUCAACGCCAAUGCAGUGGGCUGUCCGACAGGGCCAUAUCGCCAUUGUCGUCUACCUGGUCAAGUGUGGCGCAGAUCCCUCGAUCUGCGAUAUCGAGGGCUUCAACUCGCUCAUUCUCGCCGCUCAGUUCGGCCGAAGUGGCGUUGCUGCCUACUUUAUUGCACGAGGCAUGCCAGCAGACACGACCGACCGUCAAGGCCGCACCCCAUUGAUGUGGUCGUCGUAUCGCAUUUUUACGCCAGAUCUGAUACGUCUGUUGCUUACAUUCCAUGCCAACGUCAACGCUAAGGAUUUGAUGAACAACACUGCUCUGCACUGGGCGGCCUUGUCAGGAAAUCGGACUGCUGUCGACUUGCUUGUCAAUGCCGACGCUAACAUUGACGCGCGGAACGCCAAGAACCAGACUGCCGAAGCGGUUGCUGCCGAAAAGGCCAAUACUUGGGUCCAAAAGUUUCUUCACGGCAAGAGUUCGCGUCCCAAGACUGGUGUUUACGCCAAGUUGACAGAGAUGAACGUCCGCAAGCCCACGCUGCUGCUUACUCCAUACAUUUUCUUGCCGGUGUUCGUUUACAUUAUCUCGCACUUUACGUUCUAUUGGGCCGUAUUUUCGCUGGCUGCCCUUGUGCUGCUCACUUCAAACGUCAUGAAAGCUGCGUGGAUUAACGUGGGCGGCAAUCCGGCGCCCGCUGGCUUGUUUACAGCAUCCGUGGUCUGGGUUCACAUCACGUUCUUUACCCACAUUAUGGCUGGAGAGCCGCGCUUUUGGCUCAAGGCAGUCUUCCUCGGCUUGUCUGCGUUCAUGUACAUCAUGUUUUACAAAACAAUGCGGAACGAUCCGGGCUACAUCCGUACCUCUGAUGAUGUCAAGCGAAAGACCAUCAUCGAGUUGACUGAAACGAGCGAGGGUCUUGAUUUCUCAAAGUUCUGCUCCACGUGCGUUCUGCGACGGCCCCUCCGCUCAAAGCACUGCACCGAAUGCGGAGUCUGCGUCGCUCGCUUCGACCAUCACUGUCCAUUCGUGUACAACUGCGUGGGCAGCCUCAACCAUCGAGAGUUUUUGUACUUUUGCACAUCCUUUGUCAUUUGUGACUUUAUGUUUGUGUACAUGAGCUUUUGCUGGCUGAUGGCAUUCACCUCGCCAACCGAGGGCUUCUUUGGCACGCUUGGCGCCAUGAUUUCCGAGCAAACCUGGGUGUUCUUCUUUGCCGUGUGGGGCGCCUUCCACGGAUGUUGGGUCGGUGGAUUGACGGCUCAGCAGCUGCGAAUGGUCGCACUCGACAUGACAACGAACGAAACCAUGAACAAGUACAAGUACAGCUACCUGGCGAACGGCCAACCGUUUUCGCGAGGCGCAUUGAACAAUUGCAUUGACUUUUUCCGCUGGACGGUGUGUCUUCAGCGUGUCCGUCGUGUCAAUUGGUUUUCCAUCUUUGAGGUGGAGGAUGUCCCCGGCGCCGCCAACGAGCUGAAUGUCCUGGAGCGACGCAAGCAUCAGAACGGCAACUCUCAUGGCCACGCGCAUGGCUCCAACACUCACGGGCACUCUCAUGCUUGAGAUGAAGGGGUAUAGGAUCAGAGUCUGGCGUCUUGUUGUAGUUGUUGGUGGGGGAUUUUUUUGUGGUUGUCGGCAUUGCUGUUGUUGUUGUUGUUCCUUUUUCUAAAUUGUAUUCGAUUCUCCGAG
Molecule: messenger RNA, 2215 nt
Organism: Capsaspora owczarzaki ATCC 30864
Lineage: Eukaryota; Filasterea; Ministeriida; Capsasporidae
Exons: 7
Coding region: 113-2089 (658 amino acids)
Biological process (GO): protein palmitoylation
Cellular component (GO): Golgi membrane
Molecular function (GO): protein binding; palmitoyltransferase activity
Source: RefSeq, a predicted model, not a curated record